AUGGGUUUAAUUUAUUCAACAAUUGCUGUUAUAUCAUUAUGCUUCAACAGACUUGUAACAUGGGGCUGCUGUGCAAUCGUAUUGACAGGAGUUAUGGCAUCUAUGAUGCUGUUUGUAGUCUAUGGCAUCACGAUGGGGUACCAUCAGGCUCAAAAUGAAUUAGUUGACUUUGCUUUGAAAUCAAGAGAAGUUAAAACUGGAAUGCGAAGAAAUGUUGAUAUAGAUAAAGAGUUUACUCGAUCUUCCGAGGAAAAUAGAACAUCUGAAGGGCCUAGCACUGAUUCUAUACUUGAAUUAUAUGACACUCGACCUCCCUCUCAACCAGGUGAGGAGACUACAGAGACGCCAAUUAUCCUCCAAGACAUUGAAAGGCAGACUAUCGACCCCGAAUCGGGCGAGUAUGUAACGGAACAUACAAGAAAACUUAUCGGCCGAAUGCGGCGAUCGAAAAAUAACAAUAUAGGAAAAGAUCAAUUUUGGAGACCAUUGAGAAAAUACGCAUAA
Messenger RNA from Parnassius apollo (apollo), 504 nucleotides. The record is from the annotation of a GenBank genome assembly. NCBI's taxonomy places the organism in Eukaryota, Metazoa, Arthropoda, Insecta, Lepidoptera, Papilionidae.